Messenger RNA from Astyanax mexicanus (Mexican tetra), 6439 nucleotides. It is a transcript of the gene klf12b, whose product is annotated as Kruppel-like factor 12b. NCBI's taxonomy places the organism in Eukaryota, Metazoa, Chordata, Actinopteri, Characiformes, Acestrorhamphidae. Gene Ontology annotation, molecular function: RNA polymerase II cis-regulatory region sequence-specific DNA binding; DNA-binding transcription factor activity, RNA polymerase II-specific. Gene Ontology annotation, biological process: regulation of transcription by RNA polymerase II. Bases 329 to 1384 code for a protein of 351 amino acids. The record is from RefSeq and is a predicted model, not a curated record. The transcript is spliced from 6 exons.
AGGCGGGAGGGAGCGGAGCAGACAUGUCGGAAACCUCCCACGAGGGGCCCCGUGUAAUUCGAUGCACGCUGUUAAAGCUUAGAGUAUAUUGUCUUCUCUUGCUUAUGAAGCCUCCACCCACCGGCCCACCCUACAUUUAGCGGAUCAUGUGACCGUGGUAAGUCAUUUGCAAGUACAACAGUUCUCUGUGAGCCCCCAUUCAUUUCCUGAGAACUACCCAGAGCAGCUGAGAGAGAGAGAGAGAGAGAGAGAGAGAGAGGGGAGGACUGUAUAAGGAAAACACUUUCUGCCGCUCUGCAGCUCCCGAUCAGACAUCAUCAAUAACAGGAUGUUAAUGCUGGACGGAAUGCCUGCAGUCCGAGUUAAAGCAGAGCUGCUGGAAUCUGAGAGAGGGUCCCCCAAAGUGCACAGUUACCCUGAUAUGGACGCAGUGCCCCUCCUCCUGAGCAAAGUGAAGGCGGAGCCACCAGAAGACCUCCUCUCUUCUGAACAGUUCCAAACACAGACUGAACCCGUAGAUCUGUCAAUCAACAAGUCUCGGACAUCCCCCCCUUCAGCCACAGCGUCACCAAUCACCUCGGCCUUCUCACCAUCCUCCUCUUCUUCGUCAUCAUCCUCCUCCUCCUCGCCCUCCGUCAUCGCCUCCAUCUCUUCGGGUAUGCCGUCCGUGUUGACGCCCGGGCCCCUGGUGGGCUCGCCUCCUGGAGUCCGAGGGCAGCCGUUUUUGCACAUCAUUCACCCGGUGCCGCCCUCCAGCCCCAGCAAACUGGCCAGCCAGGUGCACCGCAUCCCUGUGGUGGUGCAGUCGCUGCCCCUCAUGUACACUACAGCGGUGCGCUCACCCUCCAACCACCUCAACUCCAGCAUCAUGUUACCUCUACUGGAUGAUGUUAAGGGUCAUGGCAAAGCACAAACAGACCCCAACGGCUUGUCGCCAAGACAAAUCAAAAGUGACAGUGAUGACGACGACCUGCCAAAUGUAACCUUGGACAGUGUUAAUGAAACAGGAUCCACCGCGCUGUCUAUAGCACGAGCAGUGCAGGAUUCUAUGUCACCAUUCAGUAUUGAGAGCAUGCGACGCCCUCGGCGGUCCGAAUCACCAGACUCCAAGAAGAGGCGCAUUCACAGGUGUGACUUUGAGGGCUGCAAUAAAGUUUACACCAAGAGCUCCCACCUGAAAGCACAUCGGAGGACACACACAGGUGAGAAGCCAUACAAAUGCACGUGGGACGGCUGCACGUGGAAGUUCGCUCGCUCGGACGAGUUGACGCGGCACUACCGGAAGCACACGGGGGUCAAGCCCUUUAAAUGUGCGGACUGCGACCGCAGCUUCUCGCGCUCGGACCACCUGGCCCUGCACCGCCGCAGGCACAUGCUGGUGUGAGCCCGGUCCUCUUCACUUGCACACAAAAAGAAGGCCCACCCACCCACACACACUUUCUCUCUCUCUUUCGACACACACACACACACACCUGCGCGCGUGCACGCCGGGGCGGGGGGAGCUGGGUUUCUCCCCCUGUACUCGUUCAGCUGGGCUGGACGAUGGGUAGAUGUUUGUGACCCGGACCCUGGUUGAGGAGAAAUAGAGAAAGAGGAAAGAGGGAAGAAUAAAUAGGUUUUAUAGGAGGAGCUGGAACAGGGUUCGCCCCGAGGAUGGAAGAGGAAGGAAGAGGUUGGCCUACAGACUUGGGGUCUCUUUUCAAAGGUGUUCAGGAUGGAUGUUCUUCGACUCGGGCAGCUGCUCGCUGGUCCUUGAGUGAAGUUUGUUCUGUCUGCAGUUUGUUUGUCUGAAUUUUCUUUUGUUCGGCAUCUUCUUUUUUGUUUUUGUUGUUCAAAACGGCUGCUUCCUCUCGUCACGUGACAAUGUGAAGAACUUCAGAAUUUUAAGAAUUUUGAGAAUUUUAAGAAUUUUAAGAAUUUUGAGAAUUUUCAGAAUUUCAGAAUUUCGGAACAUAAUGGCUGCGUUCACACCAUCCUUCUUUUUUUUUGGACCUGGGCUACAAUCGGGCUACAAAGGUGGAGCGGGAACAGUUGUGGAUUAAGCUCCUUCAGAAACAAGAACAACAGUAUUGUUGCCAACACUGAUGUCCUGCCUGGGCUCGUGGAACAGCUUCUUUCCACAACAGUCCAGAAGCCCAAGAUUUUCUUUUCUUUUCUUUUUUUUUGUUUUCUUCCCACAGGUCUUUACCACAGGUCAAUCAGCAAACCAGCGAAUGAGAUUACAUUCACACUUACACACACACACACACAGCAGGCAACACAUCAUAUAUCGACUCACAGUUCACUGUGGCUGUGCGCUUUGGUUCUCCUCGUCCUGAUGUUGGUUUUUACAUCAAAAACGAGAAAAUAUUUCUUUUUUUUUUUUUGGAUAUUCAAAGCACAGGCACUGAAGUGUGUGGAGUACGCGCGGCUUUAUGGACUCUUAGGCGGGCCUUAGGACUCCACUUUGGCGACACUUCAGGUUCCCCGCCCCUUCGGUUCGUAUUGGUGCAUUCUGUUCUGUGAUCAGCGAGUUAAGUGCAAUUGUACACGAUCCAUACAUAGACGUUUCAGUAUGAGAUUAUUAUUUUGCUUUUUCUAUUAAUAUUAUUAUUAUUAUUGUUAUUAUUUCCAUUAUGUACCCCCUCUUCUGUAUAUUAAUUAUUCUUACUUUGAAACUUUGAAAGCUGAGAGCUUGGAAUAGGAUGGGCCCCUGGAAUCAACAGCACAGCAGUGUGCUCUCAACAGUAUUAUAUUAUAUUAUAUUAUAGUCAAUACAUCCCAACACAAAAGCAACCCCUUCCUAAAACAGAUACAGGAUACAGAGAAAGCGCUGAACCUCCACCAUGUUUGAUGUUUCACGGAUGUUUCACUGCUGAAUGCCCAUCUUGUUUUAGUUUUAGGUUUUUUUUUUUUAGUUCAGUAAAUUGGGGUACAAGCAGAAUCGUACUAAUGUUGGCCUUUGAUUUGAUUGUGUGAUCCUUUGUUUUUUUAUAUUUUAUUGUACUUGAACAGACAAUACACGCCAGGAGAGCAAUACACUCACUCAAGAGCAAACUGGGGAGUCUGCUCUGAUGUCAGAGGGCUUUCUUACAAAAAAAAAAAAAAAAAACAUGGACUGGACAAAUCUUUGGCUUUCUAUCAGUGCCACUUGGUUUUCUAUACUGCAGAAUCUUCUAUAUUUGUAAUGGAUUUGUAGCUCUGACAUUUUGGACAUUCAGUAUAAAAAAUGAAAAAAAAAAGUCUCAACCACAAGUAGGAUUUGAUUUGCGUUGGAAUAAGUUGAUUUAAGUGUAAAUGUAAAUCAGUACAGAGCAGCAGGGUUUCCCCAAAUGAAGCUGGAUUUGUCCCCUUUUAUACCCAUCUGAUUCUCCAGAGAUAAUUCAGUUUAAUAUCAGUUUUUGGCAUUUUAAACUUGUGAACAUAUGUUUUGUUAGUAUUACAAGUAUUACAAGUUACUCUCAGUCCUCUUAUCGUAUCGUAUUGUGUUUAAAUGCAUUAACUAAUGCAUUAAUACACAUCCAUACAUUUAAAAAUUGACUUCUAAUAGUGAUUUUAAAAGACAUACAAUCAUUUCUAGACCCUCUGGUUUGCAAAUUGGUACACUAAACACCAUAUAUAUACAAGCUAGUAAGUGUUAUGUGGUUUUAGCAGUUUUAGCUAUUUUACAAGUUGGCCACUAGAGGGCAGUCACUUCAUGGAAGUUUGAUAAAGAAUAGAGGCUAAUUAAAUUAUUCAGAAAUAAGAGAUUAAUAAUAUAGAGGUUUAUAUAUUCAUAUAUUCUUAUUGGGCUGGAAAAGAAAAGAAAAGAAAAAAAGAAGAACAUCAGUGAGGUUAUUUUAUAUAAUGAUGGUAUGUUUGUCCAUUUAUACCAGAAGAUAAAUUAUAAAGAUAAAGAUGAACACUACAUUAACUGAAUAUGAAAUAUCAGAUAAUAUGUACGGGACAACUAAGGUGACAUCGUGUAAAAAAAAAGAAAGAAAAAAGUGUGGCCACACAUUAAAUUAAGGCAUGGGAACAAGAUUUUAAUGGAUUGUAACAAGAAAAUUAAGGCCUGUGAAUGAGAUAAUUAAGUCAUGGCCAUGACUUAUUAAGGCAUGGAAACGAGAUCCUAAUGCAUUAGAAUAGAUAACUAAGGCGAGGGAACGAGAUCCUAAGAAAUGGGAAUGAGAUAAUUAAGGUGUGUGAAUGAGAUAAUUCAGUUGUGGCCACGACUUUUUAAUGCGUGGGAAUGAGAUCAUUAAGACGUGCGAAUGAGAUAAUUAAGUUGUGGCCACAAAUUAUUAAGGCAUGUAAAUGAGAUAAUUAAGUCAUAGCAAGAGAAUAACGCAUGCUUUUCUGUAAAUUAAUUCUCAUGGAGAAACUGAAUAUCUCAUUCCCACGCAUUAGGAUCUCAAUCCCAUGCCUUAAUGAUAUAAUCCCCAUACAUUAGGAUCUUGCCCCAUGCCUUAAUUAUCUUGUUCCCACACAUUAGGUUCUAAGCCUUAAUAAGUCAUGGCCAUGCAUUCUAUUUUUUUAACACGAUGUCACCUUAGGUGCUCAGUAGAAACGCAAAAAGCUUGUAUCUCUAAAAUAGCAACUUCAUAGUAGCAGGGAAAGCCUUAUAUUUCAGAGGAAGUCCAUGUGCAUUAUAUGAAUCAAUUUUAUUCAUAUUCAAAGCAUUUCUAUUGGUCCAUUCAUCUCGAGAGUUUGAAAUAAUAUGAAGAACAGCUGCCAGAUUUUGGCUAGGUCAAAAAAUGAAAAAUGCAAAAAGAAGAAAAUGGAGAUAAAAGUUUUUUUUUAUUAUUAUUAUUUUGCAUAUUUUUCCUAAAUGCAUCACAUUGCCCAAUGUAAAACUGGCAUGUGGUCACACAGACAGCAGACGUCGUGUGAACGGCUCAUCUUUUAGUUCUGUGGCUUUCUGUUCCACCAGCGAUGCACUUUCAAUAGGCCAGUACAAGCCUCAGUGAUACAUCUUCAGAUUUACACACACACAUGCACACACACACUCACAUUUUCAUGCACACUGCUGAUGAAAUAUCUGUCCUAUCUCAAAUAAAUCGAGGUCAAAAAGAAUCAGUUUUGUGGAAAUGCUGUAAAAGGAAUGUGUCCAUUAGAAAUUCAACACGACCAACCGCGUCUCCUGCUCUUUGAGUUCUAAAGUAUUAUCAUUAUUACGUUCUAUUUUUGUUCUUGUUGUUGUUGCUGUAUCGCUGCGUAUCGUUUAGUUUGUGUACACAUGCGUGUUUCCUGUGGUAUAUGGGCUCAAGCAUAUCAUCAGCACCUUGUUUUUGAAUGAAGAAUGAAUAUGAAAUGAAUUAUUUUCAUUUAGACACAACAUUAAUCACCAGUGUAUCUUCUUUAUCAUCUUAUAAUGUAUUUUUAUUGUUUUGUUUUCUGAGGCAUUUUUGUUUUUUCUGCGAUGUGGGGCACUUCAUCUGCAUAUGACUAUUUUCUGUACAAAGAGAUCUUUUGAAAUGUUGUAAUAUAUGUGAAAGUGAAAGUUAUUACUCAGUUUUACAGGCUGUAAAUACCUAUUGAGAAUAGGUCUUUUUAUUUGUUUUGUAAUUCAAGGGAUUACCUUUAUACAUAUGCAGAAUGCUUUUUUUUUUUUUUGCAGAGAGCUUUGUGAACCUAUUGGCCUAUUGUUGAUAUAGCGUACAGCGUCAUCUUGGACACUCACAUCUCACACUUUAUACGAUGGAGAUAAAAAAAAAAUGUGAUUAAACAAGCCAGUGAAAUGCACAGUCGUAGUCCACACACAGUGUUCAGGAGCCGCUGCCGCAUCUGCCAAGGCCGUCCGCGUUCAGCCAUUUCUAAUAAUAAUAAUAAUAAUAAUAUUAAUAAUAAUACAAUAAUAAUAACUUGAUGAAGUGUUUUUUGUAACAGCGGUAUUUUGCUAAAUCAAGAGAAAAACAACCUCCUUUAAUGAAUGUUCCUCUCUAAACAGUAUUUAAGAGCCAUCAGCAUUGCAUUCCCUUUUGUUCUUUAGAUUUUUUUUAUCAUUUUAUUUAAAUUGAUUUAAUCUAUGGAUUUCAAUAUUACCCAACACUUCUAAUAGCAGGUCUAAUUAAUCCUCUAUGUGCUAUUAGCUGUAUUUAUUAGCAUCUGCAAUAGUGCAUCAAGUAACUGGAGAUCUGGGGUUCAUAAGUAAUUUCCAAACACAUAAUAAAUCAGCUACAUUGUUAGUUGUAUUAAUGCCCACUAAACACGACCUUGUUAUGACCUUGUUAUGACAUUGUUAUGUAAAUUACAGUAAGUAGUAUCAGGUGACUUUAUCAUUAACAUAAAUAUCCAGACCGUUCUUUAAUUAUAUAUAUUUUUUACUUUGUUUAUAUUUUUCUCCUGUUUUUCUCCCAAUUUAACAAUUAUCCCACCCAUUCAGCUGCUACUCAGCUGUAUAUCCCCCAUCACUAGUGAUGCCUCGACACAAGGAGGUUAAAGACUAGCACAUGUCUCAUCCGACACAUGUAAAGUCCCC